GCUUACAUGUUGAGGAGCUUCACGGACGACCAACAUGAAUGGCACAGCGAGGACCGCGAACGGCGUCGGAGGGCCGAUGCAUCAGUACGGUGGGCCAUCUAAACGUACAAAAGCUGUUGCUGUUGAGGAGGAUGCAACGAAGCUGCAAUUUGGAGACUUUGCUGAUGGGGAAGCUCUGACACCAAUGGAUGUAAAGACAGUUCUGGAAGCAGUGAGAUCGGCACCUGGUGCUCCACCAGCUCCGGACAACAAAGUUUACAAAGCAGCCUCAGAAUACAUCAAUCAAUUCUCAAAUGCGUCGACAGAAAUGGUAGAGUCUAUGCGGACAGCACUUUCGGCUCGACCUGGGUUUCUCAACAAGUUUGAGAUUGCUCAAAUCAUGUAUCUCCGCCCGUCAACCCUGAUAGAGGCUGUGACGCUGAUACCGAGUCUGGAACGGUAUCAUAACGGAGACGAAGACCAGCGGAUCCUGGAACAACUACUCGAGGACAUAAAAUUGAUGGCGAGAUACAACAGCCGGGCCUGAUCUCGCAAGGUCAACAGCAGGACAAUGGUUGAUC
Molecule: messenger RNA, 560 nt
Organism: Kockovaella imperatae
Lineage: Eukaryota; Fungi; Basidiomycota; Tremellomycetes; Tremellales; Cuniculitremaceae
Product: HRDC-like protein
Exons: 6
Coding region: 35-526 (163 amino acids)
Biological process (GO): mRNA export from nucleus in response to heat stress; positive regulation of translational initiation; transcription initiation at RNA polymerase II promoter
Cellular component (GO): RNA polymerase II, core complex; P-body
Molecular function (GO): translation initiation factor binding; nucleotide binding
Source: RefSeq, a predicted model, not a curated record